AGUCAUUGUGUCGGGGUUCUCCAUUUCAGUGGCUCCUCUUUAGCUCAUCACACGGAGGCGGUGCGGGGACAGGUCCCCCUCUUUACUUUGGACUUUUUGGGCCAAUCACCUAAACGUAAAGCUGGAGUUAACCAAUCACGUCGCUGGAGGACCUGAACCCGGAAGUUGUCACUUUCAAAGCACAUGAGAGGGGUGUAAGGCUGGUCAGAGUUGUGCAGAUGAAAAAUGUGUGGCUGAGAGGAGGGAGAAGAGAGGGGAGAUUACUGCUACAUUCAGAGAUGACCGGGAAUAAAAAUACAAAGCAACACAGCAAAACAGUACAUAACUCUGGAUUUUCAGCAGGCCUCUCUACUCAACCUUGUUACACUCAUACCUGCCCUGCAUAAAUCAACAGCAGUUAUCGUGAAGAGGAUGCAGAUAUUUCAAUGAAUGAACGCUCGGUUGACUGCGGGAGGGGAAUAGGAGGAUGUUCCUCGGGGACUGAAGCGCCUCCCCUUUAAUCGCUCGGCUGGCGGAGCUGGAGAGUCGCUCUCUUCACUCGCACGUUUGCCUUCAGCGAGUGAAGAGGAGCUCGUGUCACUGCUCGUGGGUUGUUUUUUUUUUUAUUCCAGAGAAGCUGCUGCUGGUCAUUUUUUUUCUCCUCUUGUUCCUGUUGUGGAAUGAAAAAGGAGAGGCAGGUUUUGUGUCGUUUCAGUGUCAGCGUCAUGAAGAAACGCGGAGUAAAGCAUCCAAAGUGGCACUAGGUAGUAGCCUCCUGCUCUCCGUCUCUCUCCCUCAUCACACACCAGCACUGUUUGGCUGAGCAGCGAUGGCCAAGUGGCUGAAAGACUACCUGAGCUUUGGCAGCAGGAAGGUGCCUCCACAGCCGCCCACACCCGACUACUCCGAGAGCGAGAUCCUCAAAGCGUACCGGCUCCAGAGGGACCUGGACUUCGAGGAUCCCUAUGAGGACUCAGAGAGCAGGCCCAGGGCCGAGUCUGGGCCGUCGGGGCCGUCUGACCCUGCCACGCCGGUGUACGGGUCACCCAUGAAGUCGUCCAGCGUGGACGUGAAGUCCCCCAAGCACAGACUGAUCAAAGUGGACUCCCAGGAGCUCGGGCGCACCAAGAUCCUCCUCAGUGCCGUCUCUAUAGAGGAACAGCAAGAGCCUGUGGUGCCCUCUGCCCCGCUGGCAGGGGACACGGACUAUUCUGAUCCUUUCGACGCUCGGUUGGAUCACCGGCUGGAGACAGACCUCGGACCCAUUCCCUGCGAGAACAACGGCUACAUGGAGCCGUACGAAGCCCAGAGGGUCAUCACAGAGCUGCAGCGUGGCCCGGGAGGAGGACGGAUGCGUGGCGGGUUGCAGCUCUACGACACUCCCUAUGAAGACGAGCGAGGACAGCGACUGGGCCUUGUGUACGGAGACGCUCAGGAGGAGGGCAAGGAGAACAGCAGGCUGCCGCAGGAUGACGAGAGGCCGGCUGACGAGUACGACCAACCCUGGGAGUGGAAGAAGGACAACAUCUCCAAAGCUUUCGCAGAAAUGAGGGAGUUGUCGGAGUUGCCCUGGCCUGCCCCGGUGGGUCAGCUGGAGGAGGAGCCCCCCGUCAGAGAGCAAGUGCAGUUUGACGGCGCAGAGUGGGACCGCUCCUCGUCGCCCACAGAACGCUUGCGUCCUCCGGGGCCGCGGUCCAGCCCGCUGGCAGGAGGGGGCAUGAAGUUUCGUAUGCCGCAGGAAGGCUUGACAAUGGUUGGGGAGAGAGUGGACGCCACUGUUCCUCUGGAAAAGCAGGUAUGGUACCACGGAUCACUGUCUCGUUCUGAGGCAGAGUCGCUGUUAUUGCUGUGUAAAGAGUGCAGCUACCUGGUGAGGAACAGCCAGGCCACCCGCUCCGACUUCUCCCUGUCCUUACGGAGCUGCCAGGGUUUCAUGCACAUGAAGUUCACGCAGUAUAAAGACGGCAAGUACGUGCUGGGUCAGAACAGCCCUCCGUUUGACACCAUCCCAGAGGUGAUACACUUCUACACCACACACAAACUCCCCAUCCGAGGGGCCGAGCACUUGUCCCUGCUGUUCCCUGUGCUGGUGCAGACACUCUGACUGACGCGUCCCGCUCCCUCUGGACCUCCAGGAUUUCAUUGAGCUCAGACAAUUAAAAACUUGAAUGUUUGACGGGACCUUCCCAGCGGAGUGCCAUCAACUGUAGUCCUGUAUUGGACCGGACUACUUUUGAUGAAUCGACACCCCACGGAGCUAAUGCCUUCACCCACCACUGCUGUUGUACCUGUGCCAAGUGUGUCUAAACAUCCGGGAGGAUUGAUUCACAUGAAAUGCAAUACCUGAACUUUAAGCCACCUUUGUUGUAACUUCUCUCCCUCAUAUCCUUUUGCUAAAUCAAGGGGUUUACAAUGUCAGGACAUCUGAAAUUGUCUCUUUCUUUAUUACAUGUCUCUCACCACUGUCUGAAAGGGGAGAAAGUCUGCAUAUUCUAAACCUCCCCAGUUCACAGAAGAGCUGCAGAAGAUUGAGAUAAACGCCUGCUGUUCCACAGAAACGCACCUCAUCGACACUGGUAAAAUAUUGCUGUUGUCAGGUGAAAACCUUGCAAGUUCUAUUUUGCUUAUUUUUCAUGUUUGAACCGGAAUCAAUAAUUUGAAUUGUACUGAAUAUGGUGAGAAACUUUUGUCAUCCUCUGGGCUCAGAAACCCUGGUUGUAAAUUUUAAGAAAAUAUUGAUUUUAAAAAAACAAAAUGCUAUUUUUGAAGAAAAAAGGUUUUUACCAACAACAGUGAUGUUUUAAAUGCUUUUCUACACGAAGCCACACAGUUGAUUUCCCUUCAGUCUGUUCUGUGCCGUCAUGCUGCUGCUGUAUGUCGAUGAUUUGCUUGACACGUCUCCAUGUUACUUGUUGAUUGUUCACUGUAAGCAACAGAGAGGCUGUGUUGUAUUGGUGCUCGUGCUGACCUUGCUGACCUGUAUCUCUUGUUGGUUGCCUACGUUGCAUUUGGUAGACAAUGCUGGGUUUGUUAAAAACGAAAGGAAAAAAAACAACAACUCCUCA
Molecule: messenger RNA, 3044 nt
Organism: Hippoglossus stenolepis (Pacific halibut)
Lineage: Eukaryota; Metazoa; Chordata; Actinopteri; Pleuronectiformes; Pleuronectidae
Gene: shdb
Product: Src homology 2 domain containing transforming protein D, b
Exons: 11
Coding region: 809-2083 (424 amino acids)
Molecular function (GO): phosphotyrosine residue binding
Source: RefSeq, a predicted model, not a curated record